This is a messenger RNA of Gaeumannomyces tritici R3-111a-1, 2263 nucleotides long. RefSeq names its product inactive carboxylesterase 4. The coding region runs from base 1 to 1863 and encodes 620 amino acids. The record is from RefSeq and is a predicted model, not a curated record. The transcript has 7 exons. Lineage: Eukaryota; Fungi; Ascomycota; Sordariomycetes; Magnaporthales; Magnaporthaceae.
AUGGGCGCCCGCGUCCUUUUGCACUCGGUGCUCGUUUGCCUGGCUGGACUCACGCUCACCAACGCAGCCGCGGUGGUGAGGAGUGACGCCAAAACUGCCAACCCGGCGGUGGUAGACCUUGGGUAUGCCGCUUAUCAGGGUCUCGAAAACUCGACCACCGGUUUGACGGUAUGGAGAGGGAUACGGUAUGCAGCACCUCCAACAGGAAAGUUGAGGUGGCAGGCGCCCAAGCCUCCGGUGGCGAACCGGACAAGUGUUAUAGUGGCCGAUACGUUUGGGCCGCAAUGUCCGCAGCAGUUUCCGGCAUCAGACUCCGCCCCGCCCUUUCUGCAGGGCGAUGAGGACUGUCUCUUCCUGGACCUUUACGCGCCGACCGGGAAGAGAAGCCAUGCUCCCACCGAGAAGAGCGAGGAUGGCGAUGACCAGGACUCGGAUUCACGGACGGGUGGCCUCCCCGUCCUUGUGUAUAUCCACGGAGGCGGAUAUGGGCUCGACAACUCGAGGUUGGACAUGACCGGGUUUCUCAACGCCAAUGACAACAGGUUCAUCGUCGUCUCGAUACAGUACCGGCUGGGAGCGUUUGGCUUCCUUGCAUCACCCGAGAUCAAGGAAAAGGGAACUCUGAACGCAGGUCUGUUGGAUCAGGAGUUCGCCCUGCAAUGGGUUCAACGCCAUGUUUCAAAGUUCGGAGGCAACCCGAGAAAGGUGACUCUGUAUGGCGAGUCGGCUGGCGGGGGCUCGGUAAUGAUUCUCUCCGUCGCCAGGGACGGCAAGACGGGCACUUCGCUCUUUAGAAGUGGCAUCGCUGCGUCGCCGUACCUGCCCACGCAGCCCUACUACCACGACAACAUACCCAAAGACCGUUACCGCGACUUCGCAGUAGCCGCGGGCUGCCCCGACUCGGGCCCGGUAUUCGACUGCCUCGUCUCGGCCGACAGCCAGGCGUUGAUUUUUGCCAACGCCAACGCCACGGGUCCCCGCAGCAGCGUCCCGUAUGGAAACUGGGCCUUUAUCCCCGUAACGGAUGGGACUUACCUCACAGAGCCCGCUAGCGUUCUCCUAUCUCGAGGCGCGGUCAACGGGAAAAAGAUUCUGACAGCGAACAACGCCAACGAGGCGGCGCUGUUCACGCCUACGACGAUCACGACCGAAGAGAUCCUGAGGGCGUGGAUCAAGAGCAACUACGUCAACCUGUCCGAGCAAAACGUCACGGCCAUCCUCGACGCCUAUCCCAGCGUCCCGGGCCCCGACGACCCCAGCAGCCCGCGGUUCGAAACCAGCGGCCUCGGCCCGGCCACCGCCGUUAACGUCAGCCAGGUCGCCGCGGGCCACCAGCAGAGGGCCUACAACAUCUACGCCGAGUCCACCUUUGUCUGCUCGGCCUACUGGCUGGCCGACGCCUUCAGUAGCGCUAGGGGCCGCGAGACGUUUUACUACCAGUACUCCAUCCCCUUUGCCCGCCAUGGCGUCGACCUCGUGGCCGCGUACCUCACUCCCGAGCCGUCGCAUGGUCCCGACUUUAUCCGGGCUUUUCGACGAAUGUACGGCAACUUCAUCGUUAGCGGCAACCCUUCCAUCGACAACAGGCUAGCCAACGGCGCCUCGGCCCCGGACCCGAACAAGCCGAAUCCGGCAAGCCGCUGGCCGAGGUGGACAGAGGACAACCGCGCCCUUGUCAACCUGAACCAGACCGGCGGGACCCCGUACAGGGUCGUGGCCUCGGCUGGGAUUGAGGUCACCGAGUUCUCCCAGCCGGGCCUGAGCAACGACUUUUGGCAGGCCGACGCCUACGCGUGGGAGGGCGGGCGAGGGCGGAGGUGCGAUUUCUGGAAGACUGCCAUCAACAGGUUUGUUCCUCAGUGACGGUUUCAGGGAUGGUAUCAGGGGCCUGGCAGCUUUUUGGGUCAAGUCACGGCAGCAUUUACACAUGCAACCUGAUGAAAAGCAAGAGUAGCAAUGUCAACCGGUGCGUUCAGGCGCAUUUUUUGAGCUGGAUAAUCAAACAAUGGAUGCCGAGAACGCGCCGCGAAGGUGCCGGUCCAAUCACUACACCUAGCAGGCCUGGGAAAAGCAAGACGAGCCGGAUAGCUCUCCUUCACGACCGCCCUCGGUCAAGAUCGGCGUGCUCGGACCUGGGCACGGCGCAUCGCCUCAUGAUGGAGACGACGGUCGGGAGGUCCAGCCUCGUGUCGACCACGACGUCGACAGAGCCCUCGGUGCAGGUGAGCAGGUGCAGGCGGCAGCUGCCGCGGGUGUCGCCCAG